This is a messenger RNA of Coccinella septempunctata (seven-spotted ladybird), 1426 nucleotides long. RefSeq names its product 17-beta-hydroxysteroid dehydrogenase 13-like. The record is from RefSeq and is a predicted model, not a curated record. The coding region runs from base 330 to 1361 and encodes 343 amino acids. Gene Ontology annotation, molecular function: oxidoreductase activity, acting on the CH-OH group of donors, NAD or NADP as acceptor. The transcript has 6 exons. NCBI's taxonomy places the organism in Eukaryota, Metazoa, Arthropoda, Insecta, Coleoptera, Coccinellidae. Gene Ontology annotation, cellular component: lipid droplet.
GAAUUCAUUCCUAGUUAGAGACUGUAAGCACUGUAAUUCAUUGAGAAAAGGGACAAACAGGGUAUGUUUCUAAACAAUGAGUUAUUCUUCUAAAAUAUACUCAAAACUAAUUUCGGUUUAUCUUUGUCACGUAUGCAUUGAAGUAAGUUUCUUCAUUUGAUUCAUAAAAUUAACGAAUGGCUUUCUCGUACUAAUGGAUUCGUUGACGUGAGAAAUCUGGAAAUGGUUUUCAAAUGAUCAUUGUGAUUAUUACCAAAUUACUUAUUAGAUUUAUUUAAAAUGUGUAUUUUUCACACAUACUCACAGUAUUCGUUCAGCUAGUCUCAGCGAUGUUUAUGGUAAACUUCGAAAUGUUUGUCAAAUUUUCAAGUGGACUGCAAUCGUUCAUAAAAAGAAGAAUUCAGGCAUUAAGAGAUGCGUCAAAUUUGGCCAACAAGGUGUUUCAAAUCUUAGAAGUCAUUCUCUUCACUCUACUUUGGAUUUUUUACAUACUAUAUUGUACUGGUGAAAAAAUUUAUCAACUCUUCAAUAGGACACAGCCAAGAUCAGUCAAAAAUGAUAUUGUUUUGAUAACAGGUACUGGGCAUGGCAUCGGCAGGGAAUUGGCUUUAAAGUACGCUGCAGAAGGCGCAACUAUUGUAGGAUGGGAUAUAAACAAAGAAAAUAACGAUUGUACAAUUCAACAACUAAACGAGGUAUACCCCAAGAAGGCCUUUGGAUAUGUUGUGGACGUAGCGGACCCAGAUAGUGUGGUUAAUACAGCAAAGCUUGUGGAAAAAGAAGUUGGUCAGGUGACAAUCAUCAUCGCUAAUGCUGGUAUCAUGCCCUGUCAUCCUUUGCUGCAACACUCCAGGGAAGAAAUUCGAAGGAUAAUGAAUAUAAAUGUAUUCCAGUUAUUCUGGCUUAUGGAAGCAUUCCUACCCACUAUGCUGCGGAAUAAUCGUGGCCAUAUUGUUGUAUUGUCUUCCGUAGCUGGUUUGGCUGGAUUCCCCAAUUUAGUUCCGUACUGCGCGUCGAAAUUCGCCGUUCGUGGAUUAAUGGAAAGUUUACAUGAGGAACUGAGACUCAAUCGCAGCAACCAAAUCAAUUUCACCACCAUUUAUCCAUUUAUGGUGGAUACAGGCCUUUGUAAGCAUCCCAGGGUAAAGUUCAACACACUUAUGAAGAUGCUGAAGCCUGAAAGGGUGGCUUAUGAGAUCAUGAUGGCUCAGAGGACGAACGUGAAUGAACUCUCUGUACCAAGUUAUCUUCUAACGCUCCAAAGUAUCUUAAGACUUUUGCCCCAGAAAGCAGUAUUCAGAUUCGUGGAUUUUUUGGACUCUGGAUUAGAAUCUGAUCUUCAAAAAAAUGCCAGUGAUUGAAGCAAACAUUGUUACUCAGUGGAUUUGAUUGUUUUAUUUGUUUUAAUAAAUUUUCAUUAAAUGAG